Molecule: messenger RNA, 880 nt
Organism: Myotis davidii
Lineage: Eukaryota; Metazoa; Chordata; Mammalia; Chiroptera; Vespertilionidae
Gene: MITD1
Product: microtubule interacting and trafficking domain containing 1
Exons: 7
Coding region: 47-757 (236 amino acids)
Biological process (GO): midbody abscission
Cellular component (GO): midbody
Source: RefSeq, a predicted model, not a curated record
CCUCCAGCUCGGACUGGGUCGGAGGCGGAGCGGCGUUCCCAGGAUCAUGGCCAAACCCGGGACGGGGCUGGACCCCGGGGGCGUAGCUGCCGCCACUGUGCUAAAGCGGGCGGUGGAGCUGGACGCCGAGUCCCGGUACCCGCAGGCGCUGGUGUGUUACCAGGAGGGCAUCGACCUGCUGCUGCAGGUUCUCAAAGGUCAGAAUCAGCUCAAGAACUUUUUCCGAGAAAUCUCUGGACCUUCCCACGUGCCUGGCCUCUAUGGAAAGUAUCACAAGCAAAUUAAAAUAGAGGAGAAUGCAACAGGAUUCAGUUAUGAGUCGCUUUUUCAAGAAUACCUUAAUGAGACAGUGAGAGAAGUUUGGAUAGAAGACCCUUAUAUUAGACAUACUCAUCAGCUGUAUAACUUCCUUCGAUUUUGUGAGAUGCUUAUCAAGAAACCAUGUAAAGUACAAACCAUUCAUCUUCUGACCUCCCUGGAUGAAGGCUUUGGGAAAGCACAGCAAAUUAGUGGCCUGGAAGAAAUAAAAGCAUCUCUUAGGAAUCAUGGAGUGCUGUUGGAAUUAGAAUAUUCUUCUUCCAUACAUGACCGAGAAAUUAGGUUCAACAAUGGAUGGAUGAUUAAGAUUGGAAGGGGACUGGAUUAUUUUAAGAAACCACAGGGUCGUUUUUCCCUUGGAUAUUGUGAUUUUGAUUUAAGACCAUGUCAUGAAACAACAGUGGACAUUUUUCAUAACAGGCACACGAAAAAAAUAUGAUGGGCAGUAGCUUAAUUUACAGUGUAUAUUUCUAUUUUAAGUGAAUAUUAGAUUUUUUUAUACUUUGGACAGAUUAUUCCUAUAAAAUGUGAAUUUAAUAAUAAACUUGUACAUUCCUACUAA